CAUAGUUAUAAAACCAAAUUGACGUCUCUCUCAAUGGCUGCUUCUGCUUGUAUCCACUCGACAAAUGAUGGAGCUAAAUCGUGGGUUUGUCUGCAAUGGUGGAAGAUGACAAGGCUUUUAUCUUUUAUUUGGAGAUUGUCUGUGGGUUUCUCCCCGAGAAUAAACGGAGUGAAAGGGUUCAAAAGCAUUGAGGACGUCCAAGAUGGGAUCCCAAGUGAAGUGACUGAGAUUGUUCUUGUUCGUCAUGGAGAGACCACGUGGAAUGCUGCAGGAAGAAUCCAGGGACAAAUGGAAUCGGACCUAAACGAGGUUGGACAGAAGCAAGCUGUUGCAAUCGCAGAGAGACUGGCAAAGGAGCCGAGACCAGCAACUGUGUAUUCAUCGGAUCUCAAGCGAGCCAAACACACAGCCCUCGAGAUUGCCGAAAACUGCUUUUGCCCUGAGGUGAUUGAGGUGCCAGAACUGAAGGAGAGACACGUGGGGAGUUUGCAAGGGCUGUUUUGGACAGAAGGUGAAGAAAAAGAACCUCAAGCUUACAGAGCAUUUUUCUCUGACCAAAAUGACCUCGAGAUUCCUGGUGGGGGAGAGAGCUUUGACCAGCUCUGUGAGAGAUCCAUGCAUGCUCUUGAGAAGAUUGCCAAGAAGCACAAAGGGGAGAGAGUGAUAGUGGUGACACAUGGAGGAGUAAUAAGGGCAGUCUACAUGAAGAUCACGGCGGCUCCCUCCGCCGGCAAACUCCUCAACGCCUCCGUCAACGUUCUUCACUUCGACGGGAAAUGGAGCAUCAAGUCAUGGGGCGACGUCUCUCACCUCUCCUCCGUCGGAUUCCUCCAACGCGGCUUCGACGGUGACUCCAAGCAUUGACCAUUCACCAAACCCUGUCUCCGUACAUACAUACAUACAUACAUAUGUGUGUGCGUACAUGUGCAUGCGGAAGUGGAGGAAGAUGCCCUUUGUUUGGAACAGCUUCUCUCUUUCUUCCUGCCUUCUAUCUUCUUGUCCUGUUUUAAUCGAUUAAUAAGAGUUUUCAAGGAUUCAGAGGUUUUGAUACAUACAAAUUGCUGAUGCAAUUCUUUUCCAAUUUCACAAAAAAAAAAAA
Messenger RNA from Tarenaya hassleriana, 1099 nucleotides. RefSeq names its product metal-independent phosphoserine phosphatase. The record is from RefSeq and is a predicted model, not a curated record. The transcript has 8 exons. Gene Ontology annotation, molecular function: phosphatase activity. Lineage: Eukaryota; Viridiplantae; Streptophyta; Magnoliopsida; Brassicales; Cleomaceae. Gene Ontology annotation, cellular component: cytosol; cytoplasm. Bases 34 to 864 code for a protein of 276 amino acids.